Molecule: messenger RNA, 6170 nt
Organism: Xenopus laevis (African clawed frog)
Lineage: Eukaryota; Metazoa; Chordata; Amphibia; Anura; Pipidae
Gene: mnt.L
Product: MAX network transcriptional repressor L homeolog
Exons: 5
Coding region: 799-2478 (559 amino acids)
Biological process (GO): regulation of transcription by RNA polymerase II
Cellular component (GO): nucleus
Molecular function (GO): protein dimerization activity; DNA binding; DNA-binding transcription factor activity
Source: RefSeq, a predicted model, not a curated record
AAAAAUGCCAGGGCUUAUUUUAAAUCUCAGUCCGGACCUGGUGGGGUGUGUGGGGGGUAAUAGCCAUGUUGGGCCUUGCAUACCCCAAUCAGUUUCGUAUCUGCUCACUGAUGUGGCCCUCAAUCUAACGUUAGCACAUUAGCAAUUAUGAUCCAAUCGUGUGCCCAAAGGCCAAACAAUCAUUUGACCCAUUAUUUCCAACCUAAAGGUGGACAUAUCAAUUAAAGACCAACUGGAUCUUAUAAUGUCACUUUUGGGCUGACUCCCUGUCACACUGCAAGAUCACAGGUUCCAUAGAAAUCAAGAGGUGUUCUUAUGGUACUGCUAGUGUUUUGGCUGCUUAGUCAGUCCGUCCCCUUCAGGCUCUUGUGCAGCAGAGCAGGGUGUGAUUCCUGUUAGUGAGCAGAAAGCAAAAGUAGAGCGAGAGCCCCACAUCCUCCUCCUCCCUGUGAGUCACACGCCAGGGCCAGUCCUUCCGCACUCCGGCUUUUCCCUCCGCCCGAGAGUAGCUGAGGGCUCUGCGAGUCCCUUUUUUUCUUGUUGUGUUUCUGUUACUCAUCGCCAUCUUGUUGCAACCCUUUUCUUGUCUGGAGGAUCCGUGGGGGGGAACCUGGGUUGGAUUUAUUUUUUCCCCCAUUGCAUUUCAUUGAUUCAGUCACAUUUUCCCCGACUCUGGGAGGGUGAGGAGAUCCGCGCUGAUAUCCUCCGCUUGUGGAUCUUUUUAUUUUGUCGGACUGGAGGGGGGAGAUACAAUCAAAGCGGAAGAUUUUGGGGGAUCAUUGUGGGAGCUGCUGAGAAAUGAGCCUGGAGACACUGUUGCAAGCAGCCCUGUUCCUGGAAUGGCAAGCCCAGCAGCAACAGCAGAGGACACGUGAGGAAAAUGACAAGAUUUUGGUGGAACAAGAGGAAGAAGAGGAGGAGGAAGAAGAAGAGGAAGAGAAUAAAAGUGUAUUGAGAACUGAAGAACAUAUAAAUCAACUCCCACCUGAUCCUGUAGCUCCCCCAGCUCCUGCACCUCCACCUCCACCACCACCUCCCCCAUCUGCCCCUGUAACUGUCAUCCCCCUACCUGUAGUAAGCUGCACUCCUCAGCCAGUAGUUCAGACAACAGUGUCACCUCCUGUUCUACAGCGCCAUGCACCUGUUGUCAGUCCUCCUGUCCUCAACAAAGAAGUGUCCCUGCCACCUGUCAUUCAGCGGCCACCAAGCACAGUGCUACCUGAAAUCAAAACCACCCCUCUGAACAUGGGAAGCCCCAAGCCAUUACACCAUUACCAAGCUCCCGUACUGGCCAUUACACAUCAUCACCUUAUGCAACAGCAACAACAGCAGCCUAUACAGCCUCAGCCUACAUCUCUACAGCCUCAGCAACAGCCCCAUCCUCAACCCCUGGGUGCCCUCAGACUUCCAGUAACAGAUGAUGGAAGGUCCAAUGAGCAGCGGCGGAGACCUGGAGGACGAGCACACCUUAAAGAAUGUUUUGAGACUCUAAAGAGGAACAUCCCUAAUGUAGAUGACAAAAAGACCUCCAACCUCAGUGUAUUAAGGAGUGCCCUGCGAUAUAUACAGAGUUUGAAGAGGAAAGAAAAAGAAUAUGAGCAUGAAAUGGAGCGCUUAGCAAGGGAGAAGAUUGCCACACAACAGCGGCUAGCGGAUCUGAAGAAUGAUCUUAGUCAGUGGAUGGACAUCAUUGAGAUUGAUCGAAUUGUUCGACAGACCGUUCAGCCAGAGGAUGACCAAGCCUCUACCUCGACAGCCUCAGAAGGUGAAGACAAUAUUGACGAAGAUAUGGAUGACGACAGGCCAGUAAAUGCACUGUCAAAACGUCAGCAGCCUGGUCUUAUAAAGAUGAUACCAUCAAGUGCAGCAGUCCACAACCACCAUUCCACGAUUCUGCCUCAACAUGUGUCCAUUCAGCAGAAACAAGUCCCUUCACCCCACACACAGCCUCAGAUCUCCAGUCAAGCACUGGUUCCAACACAGGCUAUGGUUCCAGCACAGACUCAUAUUGUGACUGCUUCUGCGGUGCAGUCGACAGUGAUAGCUCAUACGGCCACUACUCAUGCGUCUGUCAUUCAGACUCUCAAUCAUGUCAUAUCAGGGCCACAGACCAAGCACAUUGCUCAUAUUGCACCUUCCACGUCAAGCCCUGUACAGCUAACCACUGCUGCUCAGCCAAUUGGCCACAUCACUGUGCACCCAGCAACCAUUAAUCACAUGACGCAUCUGGGCCAGCAAUUACCCAUUUAUCCUCAACCAGUUGCAGUAAGUCAACCCAUGAUGAGCCACAUUGCUCACACCAUCUCUCACCCACAAGUUAAUGGAACCACAAACCUGGGUCAACCGGCUGUCAUGACAAAGCCAACUGUGGGGACCCAAAUGGUCCACCAUCCCCAGUUAGUUGGGCAAACAGUCCUAAACCCUGUGACUAUGGUAACCAUGCCAUCAUUUCCAGUCAGCACUUUGAAGCUAGCCUAGAUCUCAAAUUAAUAAAGUAAGAAUUAAUUAACUAAGUAAAUUAUCUGGCGGGCAACUCCUCCUGAAACUCCAAACAUUCCUACCAAGUCAUGUUCCAAGGAAGAGAAGUGCAGACAUUCUGUAAUAAGGGUUUUAACCCACAAUGUAAUUGGCUUUUGGAAAAAGGCUCAUUCCCAAAGUCCUCCUCUUUGACAAACAUUAAAGGGCCAAGUGCGCUGGAAUUUUUAUGGUUCUUCAUUGUCUCAUUGGCAGCCACUUGUGGUGACUUCUCAUUUUUCUCCUUUUUACUUGUAAUCAGUAAAUAUGAAAUGGGACAUUUAUUUCUUUUACCCAACAUAAACUUUUAAUAUUUUUUUUUGUUAUUUUUUUAACAUGUUUCUUUGUAGAAUACAAAUUGAUGACCUCUUAAAGAAAUAAGGCAUGAAGUGGGUAACGUAUGCAUAGUGUUGUUGUACAUCUUCAUAACCGUAACAGCUGCAGGGAACAUUUACCAAUAAAAAGAAACAUUGCCACCAUCUUUGUUGUGGUAGCCUAAGCAAACAGUUGAUGUGAGCAUGAUAACACAGAAAAAAAACCGCAAACAAUUUACAGACGUUUGUGGUAGUAAGUGGAGUGUUGCAGAAAAAAAGUGGUCUGUGACAUGGCGUGGUGGACCAAUACAUUAUUCCCUUUUAUAGAAUGUUUUAUGGAAAGGAUGAACAUAUUGACUCUGAGAAAAAGAAAAAAAACUUCCUUCAAUUGUGGAUAUUCAAACUGUGGCCUUCCAGCUGUUGUUUAAAUAAAACUCCACAUUAUUCUUUUGUGAGUUGCUGGGAGUUGUGGCUCAGUAAGAGCUGGAGGGCUGAAGGUUGACUGUCUUUAUUUUACUCUGUGAGUAUUAAUUGCUAGAGCAUUAUUAAGAGGGUUUAGAUGAAAUCCUUUUGCUCUAGAGGGUUGGGCACAACUAAUACAUGCAUGCUUAUGCCUAGUCUACAUCAUAUAUAUAAACAUAUAUCCCCUCCUGGGGUUUCAGAGGAUACUAGAAGACUCCUUCUGCCUGUUUCAUUACUUUGUCAUAAAACCUUAUUGUUAUACUCAGAUCCACAUAUAUGACUUAUUAGAAAGAAUAUUAUAUCCCAAUAUAUUUUGGCUAUCAUAAUGCAUAGUUUGCAGUAUCCCUUUGCCAUACUCAAGUGACCAGUGGCCAUCCUAAUGUAAAAUAUCAUGAUGCGUCCCCAACACUGGGGUAUUAAUAAGCUGGGGUAUUAAAUGAAAAGUCUUAUGUACUGUGCUCCAUGUCUCCUUUACCCCUCUUUCACCAUUUAAAUAAAAAUAAUAUAUUUUUUUAAUGAUGUCUGGUAUUCAUACUGAAUAUGCUAUCAAUAUGGAGCAUGCAGAAACAUCAGUUAUCAGCUAUAACAGUGUAUCUGGCAGGCCUGGGUUUUACAUAGGUCUGACUGAUGCCCUGUUCAGUGACACUCUUGGAAACCAAGCAAUGUUUUUGUUUAGUGCUCGACUCACUUGCAAACUACCCUUAUGCUGUAAUGCCAAUCAAAAGCAAGUGGCUGUGAUCAGUCCACUAAUUUUUUGAGCUGGAAGACUCCCACAGUUUAUUAUAUUAGGACACUGUGUAUUAAAUGGCACAUGCAAAAGGUUGUCAAGGGAUGACGUCAGCUAGUGUGUUUUACAUUGGUGGCCAGUGGUUACAAAGAUAAUUUUAUCCUUCAUCCCUUUAUCAAUUUUAACACACAUCUUGAUGUGCAGUCCUUUUAUAAAGAUGUGUAUAUUGUGGCUUAAGUAUUAUACUAAUUUAUAGGAAAGCAAGGAGUGUUUGAUGUUGAAACGUAAUGGGGAAUUUAAUGAAAGGUGCAAAGUUUGCUACAGGUCUAAUCACCAAGAGCAACCAGUCGGCAAGUUGCAUUUACUGUUUUAAAAUAACAAUCUUAUUGGUUGCUAUGGACUACUAUACCUGGGGAAACUUAGUGCCUUUUAUUACAUAUGGGGGAAUUAUCCUUUAUCUCAUGUUCAGCAAAGAUCUUUAUGGAAAUUUGGAUCUAUCACCCAUGCCCAUAGGAAUAAAUAGGAAAGGAAUUUUUGUAUAUUAUCACGCAGACUUAGUCCAUGAUUCUAUCUUGCUCCAUCAUAUGUUACCAUUUUCCCACGUGAAAAUAUAUUUUUGUUAUGGUGGAGUGUACUGUUGUAAAUGGUUGCUGAAAGACGAUGAGAUGAAUAGACUGAUAUUCUCUUUGGAAUCACCAGAUUGAAAGCUGGGAAGCAUAAAAUUCUAACUACAAGCACUGAAAAUUCUUUUUUUUUUUUAAAGUGGAAGAAUUGUAUCAUCAUACCAUUUUUGGAAAGAUUCUUAUUUAUUUAUUGUUAUUUCUAUUUGAUUCCAAAAAAGUUGAUUUUUUCUUUCUUUCUUUCAAUGCCUGUUAAUUUUUAUUGAGAUUUUGCUUUUUAAAAAUGCAUUUUUUGUCCCACUCAGUUUGCUCUUUAGACACUUUUUUUCUGAUUAGAUAUCAAUGACUAAAAGUAUAUCACAAUCCCCUGUACAAAACAUUGACUUUUUUUUCUUUUUCAAAGCUAUAAUCCUCAUGUUCUUCAGGUUUAUUAUAAGGCGCUAACUAAAAUAAAUUCCAAUUAAAACUCAAAGCAUACCAGUAUCUUCAUUAUAAAGAUAUAAUAAUCGAGAAACUUUUGAUUUGCUGGUAAUGGGGCCUGACAUUUCCUGAUUUCGUUUUAUUGAUCUGCAUAUUCAAUGUCCAUCUAUAAACAUUCUCAGUCUUAUGGGCCUGAGGCCAGCUUACUCAUUUAUGAAUGGGAAGCAAGCUGCUGCUUAAGAUAUAAUGAACUGGCUAGGCUAGCUUAGCUUUUUUUGUAUGAGGUUUGUUUUGUUAUUGGUUAGGUUUCUUGAUAAUUGUGACCAGGCUGAGUAGUACAAUCAUCAUAACUGCCAAAAAGACAAAAGAGAACUGCAAAAGAGCCUAGUCACCACUAUGUGACCCAACUGUUCAAUUACUCAGUAAUCUCAAUGUGCAGCCUGCAACCUUUUCUCCAUUAUGAUUUCCCUGUGUUUGCACUGGGCCAGACAAACUAUCUUGCCCGAAGUCACUGACACAAGUAGCUGUAUGCAUGUUAGCAGGGGGUUGGCAUUGGGCAUGGCAGCCAGGUUAUUACCCAAAUAAUGUUGCAUUUUCCCUCCAGAAGUUACACCUUAGCUGGAAAUGUCAUUGCUUCCCAUUUCUAAUUUGUUUCUUUCCCUUUGGAGUGUCCUAUAGCUAAUUAUCAACCAUUUGGAAUGAAUCCGUAGGUUAAUGUGUGCAUCCUUUCUGUGUCAUUCAACAUCCGCUUUACCGGUAUUUAAACUAGUAUCAAAUAAUGCAAUUCACAUUUCAGUUCCACUUGUAUGUUAAUCAUGAAGUCACUUCUUAGUUUCUGAUUAGCAAUUUUUACAUUUUAACGCCAAAAAAAAAAUUUAGUUUAUUUUUUCAUUGAAAAACCAUAACUAGAUAUUAUCCAUUUACAUAUGUGUGUAUAUACAUAUGUAUGUAAAAAUAUAGGCUAUUUAUUUAUAGGUAUAAAUAUAUUUUGUUAAACAUUCCUGUGUAUCGUUGUUCCAGAAUACAAUCACUGUGAUUUUGUUCUAAUGAUAUUCGAGAAACAUUACUGUCAAUAAAAUAGUGGGCGCCAGGGUAAUCACUGCUAUGAAUUUA